AAAAGACAUCAACUUGAAGUCCUCUUCCACGAGAAACCAUUUUCGGAAGUGAAUGGGUCUGGAAAGCAUGUGAAUUGGGGGAUAUUCAGUGGUCCAGAGUGUCUUCUUGUAUUGGGAGAAACAGAAGAAACACGCCGGAGAUUUUACUUCUUAGUUGCUGCUGUGUUGAUGGGUGUCGACAACCAUGCAGAUGUCUUGCGGGCGUCCGUGAUGACUGCUGGGAACGUUCAUCGUCUGGGUGGGUUUGAAGCGCCUCCUGCUGUUAUUUCGGUCUUUUUAGGUGAUGGGUUACAAGAACUGAUCGAUGGGUUGGUUGAAGGGAAGAAUGAAAUAAUACGAGGGAAAAUGACAUUAGAUUUCCACUUACAGAUGCUCCCGAAAAUCACGCGCGACCAAAGCGACAGAAAUCGAACAUCGCCGUUCGCGUUCAUUGGAAACCGGUUUGAGUUCAGAGCCGUUGGAUCGGAACAAAAUGCGGCUUGGCCAAUUACUGUGUUGAACACCGCAGUUGCUGAGGCACUGAAUGCGAUGUGCGACGAGGUGGACAAAUACAUGAAGAACGGCAAAACGGAGACGGAGUCGGUUGAGUUAGUGAUUAAAGAAACUCUUCAGAAGCAUCAAAAAGUAGUUUAUAAUGAAGACUGUUAUAAUGUGAAGUAUCGAGAACAUAUGGAGAAACAUGGCAUUCGCGAAAUUAAAACGAUGGACGAAGCUCUUAACGCUUUAAAGAAGUCGGAAGAAAUGUUUUCGACAACAAAUGUGCUGAGUAAAGAAGAAAUUGAAGCGCGAGUCACUAUUCUCGCGGAGGCGUUUGUGAGUUCCGUGUUGAUUGAUGUCAACCAAAUGAUCGAUAUGGUCGAAAGCGAAGUCUUGCCCGUUGUCUUGACUUUUGUCGCGAAGGAAACACAAGAAGCAAAAACACUUGGAGUCACACAAGUAUCCCGUCGAGUCCAAACUAUGACUUCAUGGCUGGAGUCUCUCUUCAACACUAUUGAGGAAUUGAAGAAAGAAAAGGAGAGUGUCAAGGAUUCAUCUUGUCUCAAAGAAGCCCACCGUGCUCUUGAACAAAUGGAAAACGUCCGGGAGUACGUCGAUAAGUUUGAAUGUGUGAUGCCAAAUUCGAUCUGGCCGUAUCCGUCGUAUGAAGAGAUAUGGAAUGCACACUGCUAA
Messenger RNA from Entamoeba invadens IP1, 1170 nucleotides. Its product is annotated as glutamine synthetase, putative. The record is from RefSeq and is a predicted model, not a curated record. The annotation marks the transcript as partial. NCBI's taxonomy places the organism in Eukaryota, Evosea, Mastigamoebida, Endamoebidae. The transcript has a single exon. Gene Ontology annotation, molecular function: glutamine synthetase activity.